Molecule: messenger RNA, 943 nt
Organism: Diospyros lotus (date-plum)
Lineage: Eukaryota; Viridiplantae; Streptophyta; Magnoliopsida; Ericales; Ebenaceae
Exons: 7
Coding region: 38-778 (246 amino acids)
Cellular component (GO): intracellular anatomical structure
Molecular function (GO): pyridoxal phosphate binding
Source: RefSeq, a predicted model, not a curated record
AUAGAUAUGCGAGUGGGAAGCAACAGGUACAGAGAGAAUGGUGAUGGCGGCUCCCGCCGUGGAAGGUGCCGCGGCGACGGCCCUGCGAGCGGUGUUGCGCCGUGUCGGAGACGCUGCGAUGAGAUCCGGCCGCAACGCCGACGAUGUUAGGGUUGUGGCGGUGAGCAAAACUAAGCCUGUUUCUCUCGUCCGCCAAGUAUACGAUGCCGGUCAUCGUUGUUUCGGAGAGAAUUACGUUCAGGAGAUUGUCGAAAAGGCACCUCAGCUUCCUCAGGAAAUUGAGUGGCAUUUUGUUGGGCACUUGCAGAGCAAUAAAGUGAAAUCACUUUUAGCUGCAGUCCCUAAUCUUGCAAUGGUCGAGGGUGUAGACAAUGAGAAGGUUGCAAAUCAUCUUGAUCGUGGGGUCUCAGCCAUUGGAAGAAAACCUUUGAAAGUUUUGCUCCAAGUUAAUACAAGUGGAGAAGUAUCAAAAUCUGGUGUUGAUCCAUCAGCUUGUGUAGACCUUGUAAAGCAUGUUCAGCUGGGUUGCCCAAACCUUGAGUUCUCUGGCUUAAUGACAAUAGGGAUGCCGGACUAUUCAUCAACUCCGGAGAAUUUUAUGAAACUGAGGAGCUGUAGAGCUGAGGUCUGCAGAGCCCUUGGAAUCCCAGAGAACCAAUGCGAGCUGUCAAUGGGCAUGUCUGGUGACUUUGAGCAAGCAAUUGAGAUGGGAAGUACCAACGUGAGAGUUGGCUCGACCAUAUUUGGACCAAGAGCGUAUCCAAAUAAGAAACAGUAAAUGUUCUUCCAUUACUUCUACCCGAUUAAAACUUCAAGAAGUAUCUAUAGUUUUUCCUUUUUUAAGAUGGCUUUUAACCGUUCUACUCAAAAACUAUGUAAUUCUUUAAAACUAAUUAGUGUUUAAGUUGAUAAUAUAUUUGGAUAAAUAUGUUUUAAGUUGUCA